GCGGAUAUCUAGUCGGUGCUGGUUACUUUCUAUCGAGCGUUGCCUCUUCGCACUCAUCCACUUUCUGCAGCAUGAUUUUAUAUAUCCUGUCUAGAGAUUUGAUUUGCGUCGUUCUAACAUUUUCUUCCGCAAACUUGCUCGGAUUGCGUUUGAAACCACACUAUUCAGGAACGCCGUGAAUAUUAAAGAUGACAGUAUAGUGUAUUAUAUUACAAGAACGCUCGCAGUGCAGCGCACGCUGUGAGGUGAUAUUUACAUUUAAAACAAAGGGAAAGUUGAAGCACCAGCUGCAACCAGCGCGGACCGCAUUCCUGCACCUCUUAACAGAUCACGAUAGUGGCGAGCAGAAGAUGAUGCAGUGGUUUACUGGAAAUGGGAGCUACUGCACUGAGACACGUUAAGCUCUCUCAGGAUGGGCUCCAGUCAUUGACAUUUUAAGCAGCGGAGACUGGAAUCAGUCAAGAAACCAGAUGCCUGCUCAUCUAAUCUUAGCAUCUUCUCCAGCGCUGAGACGUCGAUCUUCAGAAUGACUGUGGUGGCUGGAGAUAAUAUGGAUGAGACCUCGACGCUGCCGGGGCAUCUGCAGGAUUCGUAUUCCCCGGACCACGAGGACCACGAAUGCUGCGAGAGGGUAGUCAUCAACAUAGCAGGGUUGCGCUUUGAGACGCAACUUAAAACACUCUCCCAGUUCCCAGACACGCUACUUGGAAACCCCAAAAAGAGGAUGCGCUACUUCGACCCUUUAAGAAACGAGUAUUUCUUUGAUAGAAACCGCCCAAGUUUCGACGCUAUCCUUUACUACUAUCAGUCCGGGGGAAGGUUAAGGAGACCCGUCAACGUUCCCUUAGAUAUGUUCUCCGAAGAAAUAAAGUUUUAUGAGCUUGGUGUAGAGGCCAUGGAAAAAUUUCGGGAGGACGAGGGCUUUAUUCGUGAAGAAGAACGUCCGUUGCCAGAGAAUGAGUUUCAACGACAAAUCUGGCUCCUCUUCGAGCACCCGGAAAGUUCGGGCCCCGCACGUGGGAUUGCAAUUGUGUCGGUAAUGGUCAUUUUGAUUUCUAUUGUUAUAUUUUGUUUGGAGACAUUACCUGAACUGAAAGAGGAUCCACAGGGACGGCUGCAAACUAUAGGAAACAGCACUUUCUAUUACAAACCAAAUAUUUUCACAGACCCGUUCUUUAUCGUGGAGACACUCUGCAUUAUAUGGUUCUCUUUCGAAUUGAUUGUUCGGUUUUUCGCAUGCCCAAGUAAGGCAGCCUACUUUAAAAAUAUGAUGAACACAAUCGAUGUGGUGGCCAUCAUACCAUAUUUCAUUACGCUUGGCACGGAGCUAGCAGAGGACCCCGAGGGUGGGAAGGAGGUGAAGGGCGGGGGCGAACAGGCCACAUCUUUGGCCAUCCUCAGGGUUAUCCGUUUAGUCAGGGUGUUCAGGAUCUUCAAACUCUCGAGACACUCCAAAGGACUUCAGAUUUUGGGGCAAACAUUGAAAGCUAGCAUGCGCGAGCUUGGACUGCUCAUCUUCUUUCUCUUCAUCGGCGUCAUUUUGUUCUCAAGCGCUGUGUACUUUGCCGAGGCCGAGGAGAAAGAGUCCUUCUUUACGAGCAUCCCAGACGCGUUCUGGUGGGCUGUAGUCUCUAUGACCACUGUGGGCUACGGAGAUAUGUACCCCGUGACUAUUGGGGGAAAGAUAGUGGGAUCUCUGUGUGCCAUCGCUGGUGUGCUAACGAUUGCACUCCCGGUGCCUGUGAUUGUGUCCAACUUUAACUAUUUUUACCACAGAGAAACUGAAGGAGAAGAGCAGGCACAGCUCCUGAAUGUGAGCAAUCCUAACAUCGCGUCCGAUUCCAACUCCAGCCGGCGCAGUUCGUCUAUCGUGAGCAAAUCAGAAUAUAUGGAGAUAGACGAGGACAUAAACAACAGCAUCGACAAUUUUAGGGAGGCAAACUUAAGAACUGGGAAUUGCACCAUCACAAAUCAGAACUGCGUGAAUAAGGGAAAGCUUCUAACAGAUGUGUAGAGCCCCAGUUUAAUCCUGGAGAAACGAAAGACAUCUCUCUUGUAUAUGUACUUAGUGUAAUAAUAAUAUCAGAAUUCCUUCUAUUCCCACAUCAAUGCGUUAUUGCAUAACAUUUAUUUUAACCAUACAUUUAAAACAAGGGAUAUUUCAUUGGGCAUUCGAUUUCAAAUUGUCUAAAUAAGAUACAGAGGUCAUAAAAUAAUAUUUUACGUAAAUGAAAGCCCAAUGAAAGACACGUGACUUCCUGUGAACAGCGUGAUUGUCACAGAAACAAUUACGUAUGGAUUGUUACUAUGACAGGUUGCGCAAAGCCUCCGGGAAUGUUCUUUAGAACGUCUCGAGCGUCUGCAGAUAUUGAUAUGUUCUCUGCGUCUGAGGGUUAUGCGAUGUUACAUCCUGAGGUCCGAUGAACAGCGAUGCACCUUAUUAUUAAAGGAAAAGCAUGGUUUCCUGCCUCGCACUGAGAGUUCCUGCUGGACAAGGGGGCACUUUUCUGAAAGACAUCUGCAAUGCUGCUAUUUCUCCUGCAGAUGCUAAAACUCUUAUUCCAUAAGAUCCAAUGCCAUGCAAAACAUCACAUGGAUUUGAGGAGUUUAUUAGCAUGUCAAAAUAUUCUUUGUUUUUUUGAUAAUGGCAUGCAAAAAGUACCUCAUUAUUUAUAUAUUGUUUGUUUUUUUAUUUAAUUAUUUAUUCCACAUUUAUUUAUGCCCUUAGAACAUUUGCCCUUUAUCCCAUUUAGUAUUACCAAAAGUGCAAUGCUCUUUAUUCAUUGUUCCUGCUAUAAAUUAUUUAACAGCAUUUCUGAGCAGAAUGUUUAAUCUUAAGGUUGGAGAAGUUAAUUAUGGAGACUGUGGCAUGUCUACUAUGAAGCAUAGAGGCCUAAUUGACUCAGGUACUGAGUAUCCCGGUAUCAUUAAUGCAUGACAUCAGUAUUGACGAAUUGGUAAAGGGUCUUUUUUGUAUGUACUUGUAGAUUAAUAAAUGGAUAAAUUCAGAUUUUAACAAAGUAUAUUGCAAAAAUGUAUCUCAGUGGCAUUUUGAAGCAAUGUCAGUACACUCCAGUAUUAUAUCUACAAUGAAUGGGCAUGGAGGUGACACCCACAUAUAAGGAAUGGCAAUUUGGGGGGGGGGGAAGGUACACUAAGUUUUUCUUACUAAUUAAUAUUUUAAGGAACAUAUGUGUCUUCACCAAUGCAUAUGAAAACAGAAUUUGAACAGACUUUGUGUAAACAGGGAUACUUUCCUCUAUAAUCUAGUUAAACAUAACACUUGUAAAGGUUCAAAUGUAUCCACCCCUUUCUUAUGAAUCUGACAAGAACUGAGUCGGCAAUGCAUUACGUAAAGCCAUGCCUGCACUCAUAUACUCCCCUUUAUUGUUUGCAACACAUUUCUAAUUUUACAACAUAUUUAUCAUAGCACUGUAUUUAGUCUGUAAAUGUAGGCCUAAACUAGUAGGAAAAACAUAUUUAUUGGCUCUUUAACUGCAUAAAUUAUGGUUUUAAAGAUAUAAAUAUUUAACAAUCUGUAUACGUUGCACAUAGUGCCUUUAACCCUCUAACUGACAGAACUGUUAAAAGUGCCUCCAAGUACAAUAGGAAUGAUUUACUGUGCAGCUCCUUUUAACCUACUGUAUGAUGAAUAUUCAAGGAUCAAUCUGAAUAUCAUUUGGACUAUUGUAGUCAGAAUAUGCACAGCAAAGCUUGUGCAUAACUACAGAGGUUUUCUAGUAAUGGAACAUUCUAGAAUGAACUAGGAAAAUCACAUGGUGCAAAGACAUAAUGAUUGGGAAAAUCAGACUGACGUACAAAGCAAGAACAGUUAAAUCUCAGAAGAGGUACUAUAGUGUGGGCUAUUUCAAGAUUUGUCCCUUCAAAUCGUUGUACAUAGACCUCAGUAAAUGAUUUAUCAUUAUUGUACAGAGAAUAGCUCGGAUGAUAUAUUUUUCAUCUCUUUUGCUGCAUUUUAAUUUUUUUGCUUUUUUUUUGCGCCAUACCAUAAUAAGCCUUUUUAUGUGUUUGUCUACCUCAGUGUGCGCAUGUAUGGAGUGUUUGUAAAACCUAGAGGCUUAACCUGCAGCCUGGAAUUUUUCCAAGGUCAUGAACCACAGUCUUAUAGACAUAAACAGAUAGACAGACAGACAGACAGACAGACAGAGAGAUAGAUAGAUAGAUAGAUAGAUAGAUAGAUA
This is a messenger RNA of Electrophorus electricus (electric eel), 4202 nucleotides long. It is a transcript of the gene kcna1b, whose product is annotated as potassium voltage-gated channel, shaker-related subfamily, member 1b. Lineage: Eukaryota; Metazoa; Chordata; Actinopteri; Gymnotiformes; Gymnotidae. Gene Ontology annotation, molecular function: delayed rectifier potassium channel activity; protein binding. The record is from RefSeq and is a predicted model, not a curated record. Gene Ontology annotation, cellular component: neuronal cell body; juxtaparanode region of axon; paranode region of axon. Gene Ontology annotation, biological process: action potential; protein homooligomerization; potassium ion transmembrane transport.